AUGAUCCAAAAAGUCAAGAAAGACCCGCACGAUGACGGCCCUGAGUACACCAAAGGUACGAAGGGCUACAUCUGGUAUGAGACGACCGUCUUCACCGCCUGGGAUCACUCGGGUUUGUGUCAAGUGCUCUGCAUCGACACUCCGUCUGAUUGUCCCACGGAGUUGCAAAGGUUGCUGGCAAGGCUCCCGGCGCCGCUCAAUUUCAGAGACCCAUUUGCUAUGCAUGCUAGCUUGCUGGACCAGCUGGUUGUGUACUGCGACAUCUCGGUUUGGCGAGUGCGGGACCCCGUCCGUCAGCUGGAAAAGUCUCGACUGCAACCGGGGGAGGUAUUUGAACCCACUCACGAGUACUCACGCCACGCAAUCCACGUGUCCGAGGUGUUAGAUUCGGUGGUGGAGACCUUGACGGAGAUGCAACGCUGCCGAACGGAGAUACACAAGCGUCUGUCCGACUUGGACCAACCUUACAAGGAGGAAGCUAUGGAAUACGCGCAGUUUCAAAUGUCACUGAUGAAGAACUUGAAGCGCCGGUCUGACUCGAAUCGGGCCCGGUUGGUGGAUGAGAUCAAUCUGGCGUUCAACUCCCUCGCCCGCCAGGAUAACGACUUUAUGAAGUCCAUCGCCCUCUUGACCAUGGUUUUUCUCCCCGCUACCUUCAUUACGGCUUUCUUCAGCACCACCUUCUUCUCAUACGGCGAGAAUGACCAGGGAUGGCGGGUGUCUGGCCAGUUGUGGGUUUAUUGGGCCGUAAUGGUACCGGCCACGGUUGUUAUCAUGUCCCUCUGGGCUGUGUGGCUGGCUAAAGGUGGUAAAACCCCAAGCUUCCAUAAGAUGCGGCUGAAGUUUCCUUUCCGUCGGUUUCCAAGGACCAAGGCGUCAAAACAACCCAAGCCAGAGGCCGCGCAAGUGUAA
Molecule: messenger RNA, 912 nt
Organism: Dichotomopilus funicola
Lineage: Eukaryota; Fungi; Ascomycota; Sordariomycetes; Sordariales; Chaetomiaceae
Exons: 4
Coding region: 1-912 (303 amino acids)
Biological process (GO): transmembrane transport; metal ion transport
Cellular component (GO): plasma membrane
Molecular function (GO): magnesium ion binding; cobalt ion transmembrane transporter activity; cobalt ion binding
Source: RefSeq, a predicted model, not a curated record